AUUAAUGUAUACAUAAGAGAAGUUACUCAGGUGCAUAUAUAUAUGAUAACCAGUCUUAAUCUUUAAGCAUUGAGGUUGAGAUCUUAUCAACACUCUCAAAGAUGGCGGAGGGUACGAUAAUCGUGAUCAAAGUUGAUCUAAAGUGCUGCAAAUGCUACAAGAAAAUCAAGAAAAUACUGUGUAAAAUCCCCCAAAUACAAGAUCAAGUUUAUGAUGAGAAGAAAAAUACAGUUACAAUAAAAGUGGCGUGUUGCGGCUGCCCUCAGAAAAUGAUGCAAAAGAUCCGCUGCAAGGGCGGUAAGUCAAUCAUAAGUAUAGAAAUCAAACCGCCUGAGAAGAAAAAAGAGAAACCACCCCCACCUCCACCUCCACCUCCACCUCCACCUCCACCCCCACCCCCACCUCCACCUCCACCUCCACCCCCACCCCCACCCCCACCCCCACCCCCACCCCGAUGUAAAGACGAGCCACCACAUAAGCUACCCAAGACACCGAUACUGGUCUGUACGCCGGGCUACGCCUACCCAGUCCCGUUUGAGGAGUGUUGCAGGGAGUGCUCUGAGGGGCGGAGAGGGGGGCCAUGUGAACAGCUUGCUUAUGGGAGACCUCCAUGUUAUGGUGGCUAUUAUGGAAGGCCAGUUUGUGAUAGUUGGGGUGGUGGCUGUGAUUGUGGUUGCAACAGGGGUUAUUAUUGCAGAAAUCGUUGUGGCUAUUACUAUUAUUGUGAAGAAAACCCUUCAUCUUGCUCGAUUAUGUAAUCACAUUAUGCUUCAUCGAUGCAUAUGGUCAUCGAUCAAUCUCCUAGUUUGAUUAUUCAUAGAUAAGUUUUUGUGGGUGUGGGCAUGUGUCUUUCCCUUCUUUGAUAAGUUGUUGUGGGAGUGGAAAUAUUGUGAUCCUAUUAUUGUAAAAGGUGCCAUUUUUUAUUGGAUUCUUUUUUCCUUUUUCUCUCAA
Molecule: messenger RNA, 951 nt
Organism: Pistacia vera
Lineage: Eukaryota; Viridiplantae; Streptophyta; Magnoliopsida; Sapindales; Anacardiaceae
Product: chitin-binding lectin 1-like
Exons: 3
Coding region: 102-758 (218 amino acids)
Molecular function (GO): metal ion binding
Source: RefSeq, a predicted model, not a curated record